UCUUUUGUUUGGGACGUUCUUCUUAACAGACAGCGCGCAAUCACUUAACCAUGCAGUCGUUUAUCUUUUUUCUUUUGUCUCGAGGCAAUCUCUGAUUGGCUUUCGAGUGUGGGAAACCUAACUAAGCAGAGGACUCAUGCAUUCUAAUGUAAAUUGAGCUCUAUAAAUACCAGAGGAGUGCUGCCCUCCUCAGAAGCCGCUCUCGCUCUCAGAGAAAGCAAUUCCUGAAACAAUCAAGACACAAUGGCACCUUGCAACUUCAACCACGAAUAUAACCUUCAGCUGACAAAUAAAGAAAAAAAUAAACUGAGGAAACCUCUGGUCGAGAAGAUGCGAAGAGAUCGCAUCAACAGCAGCAUCGAGCAGCUAAAGUCUCUGCUAGAGAAGGAGUUCCAGAAAAAUGAACCCAACUCGAAGCUCGAGAAGGCUGAUGUUCUGGAGAUGACCGUGAAUUUCCUGAAGCAGCAGAUGAGGCCACAGGUGGACUAUGAUCGGGGCUACUCCAGAUGUCUGCAGGAGACCCUGCAGUACUUGUCGCUGUGUGCUCCUCAUAAAGAGGCAGGAGCUCGACUGAUCCGGCAUUUUAAUGGAAGCCCCAAAGUUGCUGAUACACCCAGCUGCCCAGCUGUGUACACUGUCCACAAGCAGGAGCCUUCUGAGGUGCCCACCACGCUGUGGAGACCCUGGCAAAGUCUCUAAAGAAAAGUGCAUAAACCAAAAACACUAUUGCUACAGAGCAACACCUGAAGGACUGCUUAUUUGCAAAGUCUUGGUGGCCUUCCUGUUGAACAGAUGGACAUUGUGCUUUGAUAUUACUUUUUAGAAGGCAUCCAAGUGCUUUUGUUAUAAUAUCGCUUCAGUGAAGUGGCAUGAUAACUGUUACUAUAGCUAUACUUUUUCUGCUUUGUAUCAUUAUUUGCAUUCUGCCAUGAGCAGAUAAGAUUUGGACUUUAGUAGGAGAAAAGCUCUCCAAAAUGUGGACUCUUUAUGAAGAAAGUUAGGUGACUUUAUUUUAAAGAAUAACUGUUGUCUUUUGUAAAGGCGAUGGCCUCAAAUAUGAUUGGCCUAGUAAUAAAAUAUUAGAGGAAUGGUUAAAGUUUUGUUCCAAUGGGACCUGUUUUGCAAUGCCAAAGGUGACAACCAGGCACAUUAGCUAUGCUGGGGAUCUGGCACACCAAGUAAAUCUUAGUGAUUACUGAAUAUUUUUCCAUUUUUUGGAAAAGCUAGCAGUUUGUGAAAUAUUGUUUUAUGAUAUUCUUGUAAUAAAUAUUUUCAGAUGAUA
Erpetoichthys calabaricus (reedfish) is the source of this 1282-nucleotide messenger RNA. RefSeq names its product transcription factor HES-5-like. The record is from RefSeq and is a predicted model, not a curated record. Gene Ontology annotation, biological process: anterior/posterior pattern specification; regulation of transcription by RNA polymerase II; regulation of neurogenesis. Gene Ontology annotation, molecular function: DNA-binding transcription factor activity, RNA polymerase II-specific; RNA polymerase II cis-regulatory region sequence-specific DNA binding; protein dimerization activity. Lineage: Eukaryota; Metazoa; Chordata; Cladistia; Polypteriformes; Polypteridae. The transcript has 2 exons. Gene Ontology annotation, cellular component: nucleus. The coding region runs from base 244 to 699 and encodes 151 amino acids.